Molecule: messenger RNA, 1368 nt
Organism: Pseudomassariella vexata
Lineage: Eukaryota; Fungi; Ascomycota; Sordariomycetes; Amphisphaeriales; Pseudomassariaceae
Product: major facilitator superfamily domain-containing protein
Exons: 5
Coding region: 1-1368 (455 amino acids)
Biological process (GO): transmembrane transport
Cellular component (GO): membrane
Molecular function (GO): transmembrane transporter activity
Source: RefSeq, a predicted model, not a curated record
AUGGAUGUCGAUGGCCGGAAGCACCUGGGGCAGCGCGUCGAGUCGACCUACGUCCCGGACACCGAGGAGGAGCGCAAGCUCGUUCGUAAAAUCGACCUCUUCCUUCUCCCUACGAUAUGGUUGAUGUAUCUGCUGUCCUACAUGGACAGGACCAAUGUCGGCAAUGCCAAAGUGGCCGGUAUGGAAGUCGACCUGGAAGUCGACUCGGACCGAUACUCGAUAUCCCUUGUUGUGUUUUUCAUCGGAUACGUGAUUUGUGAGGUGCCUUCAAAUAUGAUACUUGCGCGAACAAGACCCUCGAUCUUCCUCCCGACCAUCAUGGCUCUCUGGGGUUUGGUCACCAUCGGCAUGGGGUUCGUCCCCAACUACAAGGCACUUAUUGGCUUUCGUGUCAUAGUCGGAAUCCUCGAGGCUGGCUUUGCCCCCGGUGUCCUGCUCUUGCUUUCCAGCUGGUAUAAGCCCGCCGAGCAGUCUAAGCGCUUCGGCGUUUACAUCUCUGCUGCCAUUCUGUCCGGUGCUUUCGGUGGUCUCAUUGCUGGGUCUAUUGCCAAUGGUCUCGAUGGUGCUCACGGCUUGGCUGGAUGGAGGUGGCUGUUCAUAGUCGAGGGUGCCGCUACGGCUGGGUGGUCCAUCAUUGCGGCCUUUAUCCUUCUCGACUUUCCCGCAAACUCCAAGCGCUUGUCGGAGCGAGAACGUCAACUGGCCAUCGCACGUCUACUAUCCGAAGAUGCUCGAGUCCAGACGGAUGAGACUCCCGUCCUAUCUCAUGGGCAGGCCCUCAAGCAAGCCUUGACGAGCUGGCGUGUUUGGAUAUUCGUCGUGGGGUAUAUGGCCGUCGUCGGCUCCUCGACCCUAUCCUACUUCUACCCCACCCUCGUCAACGGCCUCGGCUACGACAAGACGGUUUCCCAGUACAUGACCAUCCCCAUUUACGUGGCCGCCUUCAUCUGCACCGCCAUCACGAGCUACUCCAUGGACAAGCACUCGUCGGUGCGCGGCCUCGUCCUCGCCGCGUGGAUGACCGUCUCCAUGCUCUGCGCCGUCAUCACCUGCGUCGUAUACGACUUCCACGCCCGCUACGCCCUCCUCGUCAUCUUGGCCAGCGGUCUUUGGGCUUCCAACGCUCUCUCGCUGGCGUACGCCUCGUCGACUUUUGCGGCUAUGCCCAACGAAGUCCGGGCUAUUAGUCUCGCAUUUGUCAAUGCUAUGGGGAAUUUGGCACAGAUCUACGGCGCCUAUCUUUUCCCGUCCGACGAUGCUCCCAAAUACUUGAUGGGCUUCGGGGUUAUCAGUGGGCUUUGUUUCACUGGUGUGGUUUCGUACAUCGUGCUCCAUCUUCUUCUCCGCAGGUAUCCCCAGCGUCCCUAG